This is a messenger RNA of Suricata suricatta (meerkat), 3157 nucleotides long. It is a transcript of the gene PELP1, whose product is annotated as proline, glutamate and leucine rich protein 1. The transcript has 16 exons. Gene Ontology annotation, cellular component: nucleus. Gene Ontology annotation, biological process: rRNA processing. The record is from RefSeq and is a predicted model, not a curated record. NCBI's taxonomy places the organism in Eukaryota, Metazoa, Chordata, Mammalia, Carnivora, Herpestidae. The coding region runs from base 193 to 3105 and encodes 970 amino acids.
AACCUCUCAGCUGUCGGGGCGCUGGUGAGUCUCAGCAACGCCCGUCUCGGUUCGGUCAAAACUCGGUUCGAGGGCCUGUGUCUGCUGUCCCUGCUGGUGGGGGAGAGCCCCACGGAGCUGUUCCAGCAGCACUGCGUGUCCUGGCUUCGCAGCAUCCAGCAGGUCUUGCAGUCCCAGGACCCGCCUCCGACCAUGGAGCUGGCUGUGGCCGUGCUGAGGGACCUGCUGCGGUACGCGGCCCAGCUGCCCACGCUCUUCCGGGACAUCUCCAUGAACCACCUCCCCGGCCUGCUCACCUCCCUGCUGGGCCUCAGGCCAGAGUGCGAGCUGUCUGCGAUGGAGGGGAUGAAGGCGUGCAUGACCUACUUCCCGCGGGCGUGCGGCUCUCUGAAGGGCAAGCUGGCUUCGUUUUUCCUGUCUCGGGUGGAUGCCUUGAGCCCUCAGCUCCAGCAGCUGGCCUGCGAGUGCUACUCCAGGCUGCCCUCGCUGGGCGCCGGCUUUUCCCAGGGCCUGAAGCACACGGAGAGCUGGGAGCAGGAACUGCACAGCCUGCUGGCCUCCCUGCACGGCCUGCUGGGGACCCUGUACGAGGGAGCGGACACGGCCCCUGUGCAGUACGAGGGCCCCGGGGUGGACAUGCUGCUUGCGCCAUCGGAGGACGGUGACACCCACACCCUGCUCCGGCUCUGGCACAGGUUUUCGGGCCUGGCCCGCUGCCUGGGGCUCCUGCUCAGCUCUGAGUUUGGGGCUCCCGUGUCCGUCCCCGUGCAGGAGAUCCUGGACGUCAUCUGCCGGACCCUCAGCAUCAGUGCCAAGAACAUUAGCUUACUUGGGGACGGUCCCCUGCGCCUGCUGCUCCUGCCAUCCAUCCACCUAGACGCCCUGGACCUGCUCUCUGCGCUCAUCCUUGCGUGUGGAGGCCGCCUCCUGCGCUUCGGGGCUGUGAUCAACCGCCUGCUUCCCCAGGUCCUCAAUGCCUGGAACCUUGGUAGGGAUGCCCUCCCUCCGGGCCAGGAGAGGCCUUACAGUGCCGUGCGGACCAAGGUGUACGCUGUGCUGGAUCUGUGGGUGCAGGUGUGCGGGGCCUCGGCGGGGGUGCUGCAGGGGGGCGCCCCGGGCGAGGCCCUGCUCUCUCACCUGCUCAGUGACAUCUCGCCGCCCGCCGACGCUCUGAAGCUCCGCAGCCCCCGGGGGAGCCCUGAUGGGGGGCUGCAGUCCGGGAAGCCCAGCGCCCCCAAGAAGCUGAAGCUGGAUAUGGGGGAGGCCACGGCCCCGCCUGGACACCGGAAGGGGGACAGCAAUGCCAACAGCGACGUGUGCGCGGCCGCGCUGAGAGGCCUCAGCCGGACCGUCCUCAUGUGCGGGCCUCUCAUCAAGGAGGACACUCACAGGAGGCUGCACGACCUGGUCGUCCCCCUGGUCAUGGGGGUCCAGCAGGGCGAGGCCCUGGGCAGCUCCCCGUACACGAGCUCCCGCUGCCGCCGCGAGCUCUACCGCCUGCUGCUGGCGCUGCUGCUGGCGCCGUCCCCCCGCUGCCCGCCUCCGCUCGCCUGUGCCCUGCAGGCCUUCUCCCUGGGCCGCAGAGAGGGCAGCCUGGAGGUGGCGUCGUUCUGCUCGGAAGCCCUGGUGACCUGUGCCGCUCUGACCCACCCCCGGGUGCCCCCCCUGCAGUCCUUGGGCCCCGCCUGCCCGGCGCCGGCCCCGGCCCCGCCUGCCGAGGCCCCGUCUCCAUUCCGGGCCCCACCCUUCCAUCCCCCGGGCCCGAUGCCCUCCGUGGGCCCCAUGCCCCCGGCGGGCCCCGUGCCCCCCACACGCCCCGGGCCUCCAGCCACAGCCAACCACUUAGGCCUGUCUGUCCCCGGCCUGGUGUCCGUGCCCCCCCGGCUCCUGCCGGGCCCUGAGAACCACCGGGCAGGCUCGAAUGACGACCCGGUCCUCGCCCCUAGUGGCACCCCUCCGCCGGCUGUGCCCCCAGAUGAGACUUUUGGGGGCCGAGUGCCGAGACCGGCCUUUGUUCACUAUGAUAAGGAGGAGGCGUCGGACGUGGAGAUCUCCCUGGAGAGUGACUCCGACGACAGCGUGGUGAUCGUGCCUGAGGGGCUGCCGCCUCUGCCGCCCCCACCCCCCGCGGGCACCACGCCCCCCCCUGUGGCUCCGGCGGGGCCCCCCACAGCCUCCCCUCCUGUGCCAGCCAAGGAGGAGCCUGAAGACCUGCCCGCGGCCCCGGGGCCUCUCCCGCCCCCACCCCCGCCGCCUGUGCAGGGCCCCGCGCCCCUGCCCCCGCCCCAGCUGGUCCCCGAAGGGCCUCCUGGCGGAGGAGGACCUCCCGCCCUGGAGGAGGACUUGACGGUUAUUAACAUCAACAGCAGUGAUGAGGAGGAGGAAGAGGAGGAGGAGGAGGAAGAGGAGGAGGAGGAAGAGGAGGAGGAGGAGGAUUUUGAAGAGGAGGAGGAGGAGGAAGAGGAAUAUUUUGAGGAGGAAGAAGAGGAAGAGGAGUUCGAGGAGGAGUUUGAGGAGGAGGAAGGGGAGCUGGAGGAGGAGGAGGAGGAGGAGGAUGAAGAGGAGGAGGAGGAGCUGGAGGAGCUGGAGGAAGUGGAGUUCGGUGCGGCAGGCGGCCCGGUGGAAGAGGCGGGCCCUCCGCCCCCCAGCCCGGCUCCCGCCCUGCCGCCUGCCCAGCCCGCCGAGGUCCAGCCGGAGACCGGAGGGGAGCCCGCGCUGCUGUUGGAGGUGGAGGAGCCGGGGCGUGAGGAUGAGCCGGGGGCUGAGGCCGCCCCCACACUGGCCCCCGAGGUGCUCCCCUCCCAGGGCGAGGGGCAGCGGGAAGUGGGGAGCCCCCUGACUGGGCUGCCGCCUCAGGAGCUGGUGGAAGAGGAGCCCUCGGCUCCCCCGACCCUGCUGGAAGAGGGGACUGAGAACGAGGGUGACAAGGGGCCACCCCCCCCAGAGGUGCCUGCAGCCGAAGAAACAGAGGCGGCGGCGGCUGAGGCAGAGACGGUGGCCCUGCAGGAGAAGGAGCAGGAUGACGCGGCUGCCAUGCUGGCUGACUUCAUCGAUUGUCCCCCUGACGACGAGAAGCCCCCAGCAGCCCUGGAACCCGACUCUUAGCCCCUCGCGCCCCCCCUUCCGUUUCCAAUAAAGUUGCAUCCUGGGCUUCCGA